Messenger RNA from Caenorhabditis remanei, 2343 nucleotides. RefSeq lists its product as uncharacterized. Bases 1 to 2343 code for a protein of 780 amino acids. The transcript has 12 exons. NCBI's taxonomy places the organism in Eukaryota, Metazoa, Nematoda, Chromadorea, Rhabditida, Rhabditidae. The record is from RefSeq and is a predicted model, not a curated record.
AUGCACAGUCGUUCGGGCUACUCUCCUAGGCCCGAUUCCCACCGACGCUUCAGAGAUAAUGAUGAUUAUCAUGACUACAAUUCUGAGUUCCAGACUUCAAGAUUUGAUGGAUAUGGAUAUCAUAGUAAUGCUAAUAAGAACAGAAACCAAAACAGUAACCGGCAUCCACGGAAUGAUGGAGGAUUUCUACAAAAAAUAGACGCAAUAAAAAGAGAGCUGAAUCGCAUCUCAGAUGAAUAUGAACGAGAAUGCAACAGGGUUGAAUCUCGUCAAAAUCACAGCAGACCUCCAAAUCAAAACUCGAGUGAGAGAAAGUGGGAGUCUCGAGAACAGCAUUACUAUGGAAAUCGCCGUCAAGAUAAGGAAACAAUUCAACGGAACUCGGAAAAUAGAAGUCGUGAAGACUCAUACCGUUGGACUGAACGAGAUCAACGUAACUACCGGAACUCAAAAUGUUCUCUUGAGAGAGGAAACUUUGAGUUGAGGGAUACAGACUCCAAUUAUUCGAAGAAAUACCAAAAUCUCAGAAAUGGGAGGAAUACUGACAAUGGGCACAACAACGUCCGAGAUCGGCAGAACUAUCAGCAGGGAAAUUCUUUUAGACGUCGCGAUGCAGCUUUAGAUUUCUAUCCGCCUGAAGGCAAUUAUAGGCACACAAGAAGUGAUUCAGAGGAAAGCCUGGAAAGCGAAGACAGCUUUCAUGAAAGCCAAGACACUGGGUCUUCUGAUUAUACUGAAACGUCACCAGUACGGAAUUCAUAUGGGAGAACCCGUGAAUCCGAAAAUAGUAACAACGGUAAUAAUCGUGGUCGAUACUCCAAACGGUAUCCAGAUCUACUAGGAUUUCCAAAAUCAGGAGAAUCGAAAAAUUGGAGUUCUGACUAUCAGCACUCAAAUUGUUCCGUCAGGGGAGAAUCUGGAUACAGAGAUGCGGAUACAAAUUCUUCAUAUGAUAACUAUAACGGGAAAAACAGAAAUGGAAGGAAUAUUAAUUAUGGGGACCAUAAAGAACAUCGUCGUCAGAGCGAACAUUUUUCUAUGAGUCGAGAUUUGCGUUCCUCUAAUCCCAGAAAUACGAGAGAUUACGGGUACAACAGCCUAGAUAAUCAAGACGACGUUCAAGAAAGAGAAGAGAAUUUUAUACCAGGAGAACGGAGAUAUUUCCACAAACAAAUUUGUGAUUCUUAUACAGGACCAAAUCAAAAUCAAUCAGGAUUUCAAAAUCCUGGCGAAUCAUUCGAGCCUCCACGCCGUCCUAAAGGCAGCUUUGUUUUUUCAAACUGUCCAAAUAAAAGAGAACUAGCCGUUGUUGGUAGAAACCGCCCGUAUUAUGAAGAUAGCGAAUUGGAUGGAAGCUCUGUGAAUAGCGACAGUGAUGACUGUAAUGGUCAUAAUUGGCGUCCCAAUGAAAAUAUCAGAAAGCGUGAUCAUCAGACUGAGCAAAAUGGGCAUUCAUCUAGAAGUCAUAUUAUUACAACAACAGAUUUCAAUCAAAAUCAAAAUAAAACAAAGCCGACUAUAUUAUCAACCGAUCUCAAUGUUGGUGGACGGUUUGGUGAGCUGCCUGGUGAUAUGGAAGAGAAUCAAAAUGUUUCCGGAAACCAGCGUGAUAAAAUCUUAGUAAUCCCUGGUAAAGUGAAUAAAGACAACGGUCAUAGUGAAAAUAUCACUUCAGACUUCCCCACCUUCCAUGAAGGACUAAUAAUUUGCAAAUAUUCUCUAACGAAUCAGGAAAUCAAUCAAAAAAAUGUAGAUUCUAUCAAGGCUUUUAAAACAUGGAGAAGUGAAGGACUGUUUCUGCACGGAGUUACUACAGAUGAUGUCAAAAUUGACAAACUUUACGGAUUACUGAGUGGAAACCAUUCAGUCAAGAAGACUGUAAUCUUCGUGAGUUCGCCAACAAGAGGUGAAGAGCUCUCUGAAAUUCUGUCACAUUUGAAUAUUGUGAAAAGUAACAUUAUGAUCACCAGCGAGUCUGCAUGUCCCCCUAUCGGAAUCGAUCAAUUCAUCCAAUUUGAUUUUCCGAAAGAGGAAGAAAGAAGUAAAGACAUGUUUCAUAGGUGCAGACAAGUUGGUAAGGUGAAGGACACAGCUAUUCAUGUCCUGAUUCAUCAAAAGGAACUUCUAAAUUAUUCUGAAGCCAAGGAACUGAAAAGAAUUUAUGAAGAAGAGUACAGAGCAUUAUUUCCUGGUUUUUUGACGAAAGCUUAUCAACGCGCAUAUAAGUACAGACGUUUUGAUAAAUAUAAGAAUGCAAAGUGGCUCGGUAAACGUACCAAUGUGCCAGUUCAAAGAAAAUAUAUGGAUGGAUUUCCUGCGGAGCUUUCUGAGGAUGAUUGGUGA